Molecule: messenger RNA, 770 nt
Organism: Cuscuta epithymum
Lineage: Eukaryota; Viridiplantae; Streptophyta; Magnoliopsida; Solanales; Convolvulaceae
Source: the annotation of a GenBank genome assembly
UGUGGCCUUUGGGAAAAGAGGGGUGCAAAAUCUGAACUACAGAUAUCUGAAAACGACUCUACGGGUCUGCCAUGUGCUAAAGCCAAGCGAUGGAGUAUUAUUGCGUCCACCAUUUUCAACAUUUAAUUUUCUGCUGCAUCCACUGUUCAUCAUGGACUAUAUAUAUACGCGCCGUCGAGAUGAAGUCAGAUAAUAAAUCUGAAAUCCACAAAUACAUAUCCAUCAAAUUGAAUCAAUUGUCUGUUACCGAUUGCUUUGCGACGACGAUGACCGGAGUAUCAAGGAUCGCCGCCAACGGGAACGGAACAGCUCCGAAGGGGCAUUUUGUGGUUUACGUCGGAGAAGAGCGGAAGAGAUUCGUCGUUCCGACGAUGUAUUUGAGGAACGCCAGUUUCCAGAAACUGCUGGACGAAGCUGCUGAAGAGUUUGACUUUCAGUCUCCGGAAGGCAUCGUUUUGCCCUGCCAUGAAUCUGUCUUUCAUGACCUGCUUAUCCUUGCUUAAUUCAUCGAUUACGAGCAGUAAUUGUUCUUCUGAUUUGAAUUUACUGCUGUAAUUUUAAUAGCUUAGGCGUAAUUAGUUGUGGUAGAGAUUAAUUAAUACUAAAGUAAUUACAGGCUUGCAGUGUAUCUGUGUAUGUGUCUGUUAAUUACUCCCUCCGUCCGGAAAACAACUUUCUGGUUUGACUUUCACACAUUUUUAGGAAAUAAAUUUGACUUUACUGUAGAAUGCACUGUUUUGCAUUGUUUAAACACUGUUUGGCACUGUUUA